AUCUUUUCUUUUUUGCUUAUAGUAAAAAAUCCCCUUUGUGUGCCCCUCAAAGAAGGAAAACGAGUACCUAUAUAUAUUUGUGAUUUUAAUUAACUCUGCUUAUUAGUUUCUUUUUCAAAAUGGGAAGGCAGCCAUGUUGUGAUAAAGUUGGAUUGAAGAGAGGUCCAUGGACUAUAGAAGAAGACCACAAGCUGUUGAAUUUUAUUAUUAACAAUGGCAUUCUAUGCUGGAGAAUGGUUCCAAAGCUUGCAGGUUUGCUGAGAUGUGGAAAGAGUUGUAGGCUAAGAUGGAUUAAUUAUCUGAGACCAGAUCUUAAAAGAGGGCCACUAUCAGAAGCUGAGGAGAAUCAGAUUAUACAACUUCAUGCCUCCCUUGGUAACAGGUGGUCUAAGAUAGCAUCACAUUUACCAGGCCGGACUGACAAUGAGAUCAAGAACCAUUGGAACACUCGGAUAAAGAAGAGGCUAAAGUUUCAGGGAAUAGACCCUUUAACUCACAAUCCAAUUGAGCCAACUAAUCUUGAAAAUUUUGACCAAAAAGCAAAUGAAACAAUCUUACAAUCCAACAUGCCAACACAUAAUCAUGAAAUAGAGAAGUCGUCGAUAGAUAGUGACACAAAGAGGAUAGAAAGAGGCAACACAUAUGAUAAGAGAAAUGAAGCAGAAAUCAAGAUUGAUGAUAUUGCUGAUGAUUUUUCAUUAGAAGACAAUGAGUACUACAAUUUGUGUGGAAACUUGGAUGUGGAUUUGUUGAGCAUUACUACUAAAACUAUGUCCUAUUCUGUUAAAACUGCUGAAUCUGCUACAGAAUCCUCAAGUAAUGUCAUCCAUGCAAGAGGACAAGACUCUAUGAAACAAUGGUGUUAUAGUGUGGAUUCACUUUUCUCAUGGGACAACAAUGUCAAUCAACUUGGAGAGGACUUUUUCUUUUGGAGAAACUACAACCACUGAUUACUCAAAUUUUGGAUGUAAUUAUGUUUACCAUUAAUCUUCAAGAAUUAAUAUUCGUUUUUGUAAUAGAAGAA
Molecule: messenger RNA, 1024 nt
Organism: Lycium ferocissimum
Lineage: Eukaryota; Viridiplantae; Streptophyta; Magnoliopsida; Solanales; Solanaceae
Product: myb-related protein 315-like
Exons: 3
Coding region: 120-950 (276 amino acids)
Source: RefSeq, a predicted model, not a curated record